GGCUGUUAAAAAUUUAUUAACAAAAUUAAACCUUAUUUUAUAAUCAAUAAAGUUGCUCUCGACAGACACCCUGCAGCCGCUUAUCAACUUUAUUGACAGUCAAGACGUAAUGGGGAAUUGGUUCUAUUUUUUGUUAGUAAAAUCUAAGUACCUAGAUACUCUUUACCUAGGUACUAAUUAGUGCAUAUUUUUUACUUUCCUUGAAUCAAUAUUAUUUAUAUAAAUAAGUAAACAAAUUUAUGAAGCAGGUAGCGUAAAAUACUUAAGCUUAGUACUAAUGUUUUUUGGCAAAAGUUGUCAUGAACUCCUGUUUAAAAAUAAAGACAUUGGUGCGAACACAGCGUUACCGCGCCGGGGCUGCGGCGUGCGGGCGCCCUGCUGUUUCAAUUAGAGUGUCGCGGAGUGGGCUCGCGCAUGUGUCUCAUAACUCUCCCGCCGAUUGCAUCGUUCGUACGUACCGUCGAAUGUCCACGCGACUCGUGUUCAGCAUAUCAAUCAGUGCUUCCAAGCAAAGCAUAUAAAACACCCACUACACCAUAUCUGGAAGGGACGUACGUGUGGUGACCGUUCUGUGGCACGCUAGUUGGUGCUUUAGUGCAAAAAAAUAAUAAGUAUUGUGGACAAACUGGAAGUAAUGCCGAGGCACGCCGGCAGCCCCUAUUGGGCUGCUGUGGAUUUUGACAGUGAAGACGAUGAUAGACCAUCUCCGACACUUAAAAAUCGAAUUUACUCAGAUGUUUGGAACAACGAAGAGGAUGAGAACUUCAAUUCGUUUGCCGGCGAGCCAGUCAGUGCUAGUUUUUACUACGUUCCCACUAAAAACUAUGACUCUGGAGAGGAACCGCCGUUGCCGCCACCAAGAAGGAACAAACCUCCCGAAGAUGUCCCACGCGACUCAAUAUAUGGAAGAAAAUUCUCCAGGUCAUUGAUGCCUGAAUAUCAAGAAGCACUUAUGUAUGGCGAGAAGCCGAUGAGAGGACGUCGUAGGUCGAUGUAUACGGAAGAGCCGAUUUACAUGUCACAUCCGAUGCAGGUUGAACCCAUAUAUGGAGCAGUGAUGCCUCCCGCGGGGUACAUAUCCCCGAUGGCCCCCCCGCGGUCAAGAUCCCGCAUGUCGCUCAACCAUCAACCAGAUUACGUAAUGGCCAAUUAUGCAUAUGGGACACAUAGAAGACCAUCCAGAUUGAUGGCCGCAUAUGAGAGCCUAUCACCAGAAUAUGAAGACUGGGCCCGACCAUUUCCGAAGACAGCACCCGAGAACUUCCACUUAUCCAGAUACGGGCAUCUACAAAUCGACUAUUCGUUUAGUUGGAACUCUCUCGAUAGACUAAUACGUUAUCAAUAGUUAGAUGACUAUGAUUAUUUUUUUCUAACGAUUAAAACACAAAUGAAGUAAAUCUAAAGUUUCUUUAAUAACCAAAGUAUUUUAAAAUUAAUUAUUUUAAAUAAGUCUAUUUACAUUGAAUUUAAUUGCUUAUUCUUUAUAAGAGUCAUAGUUUCUCUUUCAUUAGUGUAGGUGCUAAAUGUUUAUUACCUUAUAUUUCUUAUGUACUGGAGCUAUGAAAUAUAACAAUAGCCAAAGAUGUUACAAUAAAUUUUUAUUUUAUUA
Molecule: messenger RNA, 1609 nt
Organism: Manduca sexta (tobacco hornworm)
Lineage: Eukaryota; Metazoa; Arthropoda; Insecta; Lepidoptera; Sphingidae
Exons: 4
Coding region: 635-1345 (236 amino acids)
Source: RefSeq, a predicted model, not a curated record